This is a messenger RNA of Rhizophagus irregularis DAOM 181602=DAOM 197198, 2043 nucleotides long. Lineage: Eukaryota; Fungi; Glomeromycota; Glomeromycetes; Glomerales; Glomeraceae. The record is from RefSeq and is a predicted model, not a curated record.
AUGGAUAAAAAUAUGCACAAACGUUCCAUUUUUGAUGUAUAUUCCUCAGAAGAGGAGGAGAUUUCAGAUGUUAACAAGCUACAAGAAGAUUUUGAGAGUGAAAGCACUUUGUCAAGUUCAAGUAUUGAAGAUUCUAACAAAAAAUGUGCAAUACUUGGUUUAGAAAAAGGUGAUACAUUUGAAGAUUGGGAAUUAGCUGAAAAACAAGUUAAAAUUUAUUCAAAGGUAGUUGGAUUUGGAGUUGUAAAACAUCGUCUUGAAAAAAAUAGUCAUGGUGAAGUUAUACGUCGAACUUUUGAGUGCCAAAAUUCAGGUGAAUAUUGCGCAAAGAAAAGAGCUGAUAUAGAAGAAACCCGUGAACGGGAUAGUGUGAAGAUAAAAUGCUCAUGGAAGGUUAAUCUUAACUAUAAUAAAGGUAUUAUACGAAUUACUUCUAUACACAAAGAACACAAUCACCCACUAUAUGGAAACGGGAAUAGAAACAUAACAUUAGAUCGCUGUCUCAACCCAGAAAUGCUUGAAGAAAUAGAAUUUCUUGUUAAUAUUGGCUGUGGAGCAGGUGUACAAUCGACGCAACGUGUCGAAAGUUACAAUGCAUUAAUUAAAAAAUCCGUUGGAAGAUCCACAACAUUAUACGAACUAGAUACUCAAAUUCAAUUACAGCUUGAUAAGGAAGAAAAAUUUGAGCGGCUGGAAGAACAAAUUAAUCAAAAUCCAAGAGUUGGUUUACCUAAUAUUAUUGAAAGAUAUUUCAAGCGAGUUGAUAGUAUCAUCAAAAAAUAUCUUACGCCACAUGUUUUAAAAAUGCAACGUCACCAGAUGAAUGAAAGCUUACUUUACCGUGUGAAAAAAAUUGAGAACUGGGAACUUUUACUUGAACAUAAGGCUUAUGAUUUUGAUGAAAAAACAAAUAGUACAUCUAGUCGAAACGAAAAUCAAGAAUAUAAUGAACGAUCUAAAGAAGAGCGGGAUCAAUAUGAUAAUGAAUGGAAACAGUCUAAUCAGAAACAAUUUGACGAUAAUGAAUAUGUACGAUGUGAUGAUGAUGAAUGGAAACGCUCUGAUGAUAAAGAGCAAGAACAAGGACGAUUUGACAAUGAAGGAGUUGAGAAAAGUAGAAUGAAACAGAAAGAUAGCAAAGUUAAGUUUGCUGAAGAUGAUUAUGAAUCAAAACUGUCAAACUUACGUUCCUUAAUUUUAUAUCUUGGCCAUACUGUUAUUCAAGAAGUUUGGAGUGUAACAACUAUCGAAAAAAAUAAAGAACAUUUCGUGGUAUUAUAUGGUAAUGCUAAUCAUUUGUGUACAUGCAUGUGGCUCGUAAUAAGAGGGCUUGUUUGCCGUCACUUCUUUUCAGUGAUGUUUAAUUCGGAUAUGGCUAUGUUCCAUAUUGGACUCAUUCCAGCUCGAUGGUAUAAUGAUAUUUUUUCUAGCACUCAAGAAGAACUUGCAAUCGCAAUUUGCAGCAAAAAAAAUGCGCCAGAUGAUGACAAACUUGUAUAUGAACACCAAAUUAGGGUGAAUUUUGAUAUACUAAAUGAAAUUCGUCAUAUGCAACUAUUUUCAGAAACUGUGAAGCAGAAUCUGUCUCAUAAAGCUAAAUAUAAUGAGGGUUUUGGGUAUGCAAAAAAAGCAAUUGGAAUGUCUCUUGAAUUGGGUUGUGAAAACGAAAUAAAUGAGAUUUUGCAAAGCUGGAUAAGAAAAAAAGAAAGAGAAAUUAGUGAUAAGCAGCAGGGAUGUACAAUUGGGUUUAAAGAAAAUCUUCCAAAUAUUAGCAACCCACAUCAGGCGCGUACAAAAGGUGCUCAAAAGAAGCGUGUAAAGAACGCAUUGAAAAACACUACUAUUAAAUACAAUAAUAAUAAGAAUAGACAAGAUAUGAUGAAAUUGAAUGUUAAAGCGCCAAACAAGCAAUCUAGAAGCGAAUUACAACCUGAAAUUCCUAUUCGUCAAACUAAGUACAUAUGUAGUUAUUGUAAAGGUAACGGACAUAAUACCCGUAGUUGUGAACUUAAAAAGAAAGGUGUUAGAGCAAGAACCAAAUAA